AUGGAGGGAGGGAAUGAGCGAGCAAGUCCACAGCACCUCCAGCACCCAGCGGAGCAAACACGGCCCUGCCUGGCCUUGGCCUCCUUACUGAAGGUGGAUCAGGAAGUGAAGCUCAAGGUUGAUUCUUUCAGGGAGCGGAUCACAAGUGAGGCAGACUUGGUGACAUAUAUUUUCCCAAUGAAGUUAUUAGAACUUGAUGGCUUUUUGAAGGACCCAAUCCUAAAUAUCCACGACCUAACUCAGAUCCACUCAGACAUGAAUCUCCCAGUCCCCGACCCCAUUCUCCUCACCAAUAGCCACGAUGGACUGGAUGGUCCCACUUACAAGAAGCGCAGGUUGGAUGAAUGGGAAGAGGCCUUCCAAGGAACCAAGGUGUUUGUGGUGCCCAACGGGAUGCUGGAAAGCAACCAGCAGCUAGUGGACAUUAUUGAGAAAGUAAAACCUGAGAUUCGGCUGCUGAUCGAGAAUUGUAAAGUCAAAAUGCGGGUAUAGCUCUUGAUUCCCAGAAUAGAAGAUGGGAACAACUUCGGGGUGUCGAUUCAGGAGGAAACAGUUGCAGAACCAAGAACUGUCGAGAGUGAAGCUGCAUCUUAUCUGGACCAAAUUUCUAGAUAUUAUAUUACAAGAGCCAAAUUGGUUUCGAAAGUAGCUAAAUAUCCCCAUGUGAAAGACUAUCGCUGCACUGUCACAGAGAUUGAUGAGAAAGAAUCCAUCAGCCUCCAUCUCAUCAUCUCAGAGCUGAGGAAUCAGUAUGUCACUCUAUAUUACGUAACCCUUAAGAAUAUUGAGAAGAUCAGCUGGCCCCGGAGCAGCAAUGCAGAGACACUGUACUGA
Molecule: messenger RNA, 834 nt
Organism: Mesocricetus auratus (golden hamster)
Lineage: Eukaryota; Metazoa; Chordata; Mammalia; Rodentia; Cricetidae
Product: proteasome activator complex subunit 3-like
Biological process (GO): positive regulation of endopeptidase activity; regulation of proteasomal protein catabolic process; regulation of G1/S transition of mitotic cell cycle
Cellular component (GO): cytoplasm; nucleoplasm; proteasome activator complex
Molecular function (GO): endopeptidase activator activity
Source: RefSeq, a predicted model, not a curated record